AGGCCCCGCCUCCUAACGCGAUCCCCUGUGGACUCCAGGGGAGGAGAUUAGCGCCCCUUGCCCCACUCUCCUUGGGCCUGUGUUCCCGGAGGUCCGGGGGACUGCAGCCUUGGUGUGCGCCUGACCCUGGUCUCCCUGGUCGGGCCUCCCGGAGCGGGCGCAGUGUGCAAGCAGUGCGUGUGGUGAGGAAGGAAGCCUGAGUCCCAGCAGAGGACACCGCACCGGAGGAUUAACGCCCCCGAGGACCACAGCACCAUGAAGUGGGGCCGUGCAGAUGGAGCUGGUGCUUUCCCAGGCUGCUGCUGAGGGCCAGGAGCCCACUGCCCGCCGCCCUGGCCAUGGCACUGCCCGCUGAGCUCAUCCACAGGGUGGAGGAGGCGCUGGACGAGGAGGAGAAGGAGGUGCUGGCCUUCCUGUGUCGCGAUGUCGCUGAGGAUUUGGUGCCCCACGACGCCCGGGACCUGCUGGCCACGCUGAGCGAGAGAGGCCAGCUGUCCUCCCUGGGCCUGGCCGAGCUGCUCUACAGGGUGCGGCGCUUCGACUUGCUCAAGCGGGUGCUGAGGAUGGACCGGGCAGCCCUGGAGGCCCACCUGUGCAGGCACCCUGGCCUGGUGUCUGACUACAGGGUGCUGAUGAUGGAGAUCGGUGAGGACCUGGACAAGUCCGACAUGUCCGCACUGACUUUCCUCAUGAGGGACUACACAGGCCGCGGCAAGACGGCCAAGGACAAGAGUUUCUUGGAUCUUGUGAUUGAAUUGGAGAAACUGAAUCUGGUUGCUUCAGAUCAACUGGACUUAUUAGAAAAAUGCCUAAAGAACAUCCACAGACUAGACCUGAAGAAGAAGAUUGAAAUGUACAAGCAGUCUGCUCAAGGAGCACGAACAAAUUACACAACUUCUCUGCAAGCCUCUUUCCCAAACUUGAGUCUCGAAGAUCUUUCACAUAAUUUAAGGCUCCAGAAUGGGAGGAGGAAGGGAGAGGCCCUCGAGACACAUCAUCAAAAACCCAUGAAGAUGUCUGUUCAGGAAUCGGGAGCCUUCUCGCCUCAGCGCACGCCCCUGGAGAGGUACCGGAUGCAGAGCAGGCCCCUGGGCACCUGCCUGAUAAUCGACUGCGUGGGCAACGCUGCAGUUGGCCAGUGGCUGGUCGGUGUGCUGGGCAGGGUGGCGGACACUGUUGAUGGAGCCGUGGCCUGACUGACUUGUGACUCUGUACCUGGCCUUGUUCUGCAGAAGUCUUCCCUAGAUCCGUCCUUCAAUCCCCAAAUGCAUGGGGUGGAAGUUAUGGGGUGGAAGUUAUGCGGCUGUAACGAUUACUGCUUGGUUGAGAGAAGCAAGUGGUUUCUGGACGGCCACACCGGGACAGGGAGAGGCUGGCUCUAGAGACGGGAUGAGGAACAAAUCCAGAGAAGUGGACCGAAUCUGAUGGGGCCCCUGAGCUGAAUCUGCUUGUCGUGUCUCUGAGUUUAGGCCUGACCAUGAAUCCUACCCAGAAAUGAGUUUAGACCAAGUGACAUCUUCAAAGUGGGAAAAGGUCCUGAGUUCGAUCCCUGAAAAAAAAUCAAAAAGGGCUGGAGUCAUUGCAAAGGCCCUAGGUUCAACUCCCACCAGUAUCAUAAAAAAAAAACAAAAACAACAACAACAACCUGGAAGUGGGAAGAACAGACUUGUAGUCAAAAGGGUGUCGAUCCUGUGAAGUACUGGGUACGGAACCCAGGGCCUCGAGAUUACUGGGCAAGCGCUCUAGCCAAGCUGCUCCACGGCCCUGAUUGAGACAGGGUCUCGCCAGGCUGCCCAGGCUGAGCUCCCACUUCACCCCUCCGGCCUCAGCUUCAGGGUGGCUGGGAUCACAGGCCUGUACCACGCCAGGGACUUUGGUGUUGAGUGGGGAAGAGAAAGAAGUUUCUGCUCUCUGUUAGCAAAGACAUAAACUGACUAGAGGCGGCUCCUCUGCUGGAGGAGAAAACCCUGGACCUGGGAGGCCAGACCUUGAAAUGUCGGGCGAUGGACAGAAGGGUUUAGACGUGGACACUCGGCCUUGCACUGCCUCUCCCUUGGCCUGUUGGGCUCAUGGGUGCUGGAGGACUCUGGGCACACUGUGGGUGUCGCGGCUGAGGUGCCUAUCACCCCAGAAGUGGAGCACUAGGCCCCGGAGGUGCCAGCAGGUGGGACGAGGCCCCUGCUCCCUUUGGGUCUGGAGUGGACAUGUCCCCAGGGGACAUGUCUGUGCCCGUGUCUUGCUGUUCUGAGGAAGAUAAACCAGCUCAGCCCCUGGGCUCGGUAGCAUGGAGUGGGCACUGGCUGCUGUGGCCACAUGUACUGGGGGCCCCAGAGAUGGAGGAGGAGGGGCCUGGUCAGCAGUUCAUGUUCCAGGUUACUGCUGUCCCCUCUGCCUGGCCUCAGGGCCCGAGAGACCUGGACAGCAGGGUGGGCUGCACUCCGGAACUCUUGCCUGGCUCCUCUGGGCUUUUCUCAUCUACUGCUGUUUUCUGGGCUUGUUUCCCCAGAAGUUCUUCGAGAUGCCUUCUCCUCCCUGGGCUUUGAAGUCCAGUGCUUUUUGUACCUUGCUGUGAGCGACGUGGCCCAGGUUC
This is a messenger RNA of Fukomys damarensis (Damara mole-rat), 2590 nucleotides long. It is a transcript of the gene Cflar, whose product is annotated as CASP8 and FADD like apoptosis regulator. Gene Ontology annotation, biological process: negative regulation of extrinsic apoptotic signaling pathway via death domain receptors; proteolysis. The transcript is spliced from 9 exons. Lineage: Eukaryota; Metazoa; Chordata; Mammalia; Rodentia; Bathyergidae. The coding region runs from base 339 to 1196 and encodes 285 amino acids. The record is from RefSeq and is a predicted model, not a curated record. Gene Ontology annotation, molecular function: protein binding; cysteine-type endopeptidase activity.